AUAUGUAUCCUCCCACACUACCACCUCAUUCAUUGCCCAAUUCAACUUUGCCUCCCCGAUCGCCUCGUCACGUGUGAUUUCGGAUCGGAGGUCAAUUUGAGCAUAUUUAUUGCCAGCAGGUUUUCCUUGGGAUCCAUCGUUGUGUUGCGAUUUGAAUUGUGUGUGUGUGUAUCUUUUUCAGAGAGGGUUUAGGGAAAUAUGGCGACCGUGCAGCUUAACGCGCACACUGUGGUGACGGGAUUUGGAAGCAGCCAUGUAGAGACUUUAAGGGGUAAGGAUGCCGUGACACAGCGCAUGCCGAGCUUCGAAGCUAGGAGGUUUAUGGGUGGGAAGACCCUGCAAUGGAGUGUGAAGCGUGGGGAGAGCAAGGUAGGAUUGCGAUCGGAGAAUCGGGGUGUGAAGGCGUACACGAAGCCUGCAAGCGCUGUGACCCCUCAGGUUGCUACGGGACCGAAGUCGUUGGAAGCCGCAAAGGAACCUCCUAUGCACCUGUUCAAGAACAAGGAGCCUUUCAUUGGGACUAUCAAGUCGGUGGAGCGGAUCGUCGGGCCGAAGGCGCCGGGAGAGACCUGCCACAUCGUGAUCGAUCACGAGGGGAAUGUGCCUUACUGGGAGGGGCAGAGUUAUGGGAUUAUUCCGCCAGGCGAGAAUCCUAAAAAGCCUGGACAACCCAAUUCAGUCCGCUUAUAUUCCAUAGCUUCGACGAGGUAUGGAGAUGAUUUCGAUGGUAGGACGGCGAGUUUCUGUGUUCGGAGGGCUGUGUACUGGGAUCCCGAAACAGGGAAGGAGGACCCUGCGAAGAAGGGAAUUUGCAGUAAUUUUUUGUGCGACUCCAAGCCUGGAGACAAGGUCCAAAUUGUUGGGCCUUCGGGUAAAGUCUUGUUGUUGCCAGAGGAGGACCCCAGUGCCACCCACAUCAUGGUGGCCACCGGAACUGGCAUUGCACCGUACAGAGGCUAUUUGCGGAGGAUGUUCAUGGAGGACACAGAGUUUAAAUUCAACGGCCUGGCUUGGCUCUUCAUGGGAGUUGCUAACACGGACAGUCUACUCUACCACGACGAGUUCAACACCUACUUGAAAGAAUACCCAGAUAACUUCCGUUACGAUAUUGCGUUGAGUCGGGAGCAGAAGAAUUCCCGCGGCGGAAAGCUGUAUGUUCAGGACAAGAUGGAGGAGUACAGCGAGGAGUUGUUCGACAAGCUGGACAAGGGCGCACAUAUUUACUUCUGUGGACUUAGGGGUAUGAUGCCGGGUAUCCAAGACAUGCUCAAGAGAGUUGCGGAGUCCAGGGGCGAGAGCUGGGAGACGAAGUUGGCCGCCUUGAAGAAAAACAAGCAGUGGCACGUGGAGGUUUAUUAAAUUAUGCCUCUUGGAACCUUCUUCUGAGUGUUUUUUUUUGGUCGGUUGUAGAUAAAACUAACUCCAAAUUUAUUUGGUAACAAGGCAAACCUCAUGAUAACAGUUACUUGUCGUUCUCUCCUAAGCUCUGUGUCCAAAUUAUUCUGGUUUAGAAGUUCCCCUCAAUGUAUCGGAGUUUUUACGGUCACAGGUAGAUAACAGGUUCACGCCUCCACUAGGUGAGUCGUCAUGUUAUGUCUUGCCUCAGGCUCCAAGAAAUACGUGCAUUUUCUCCCGUUUUUUAUCUAAUUUAUUAGGGAACACGUUGAAACAGCCAUACUGUCAAGAUAGUGCAACAUUUUCGGUGGAUACAGAUUUUGUUCAGAUUGUUCAUGUUUGUCUUUAAGGAAUCUCACAGUUAGUACCUCACACGUUGAGAUUUCGUUAGAGCUGGUACACAGUUUGUGGUGGGGCUGACCAGUGUACUGUGCAAGUGUUGCACCGACGUGUAUCUCUUCGCUUCUGCUUUUGACCUGAUAAUACAAAUUGGAUACGAUGGCAUCCAAACACCCUGUGCCUUGGAACCAUUAUACUGACCUGUUAAUUAAUUAUA
Molecule: messenger RNA, 1951 nt
Organism: Physcomitrium patens
Lineage: Eukaryota; Viridiplantae; Streptophyta; Bryopsida; Funariales; Funariaceae
Product: ferredoxin--NADP reductase, embryo isozyme, chloroplastic
Molecular function (GO): oxidoreductase activity
Source: RefSeq, a predicted model, not a curated record